UAUUUGUGUUGUGUGGGUAUAGCCUACAUCAUAUUUACUUAUAUGCUGAUCAAAGAAAGCAAGCUGUGCGUGUUCGGGCUAUUCAAAAGUCUUUAUUUUAGCGCGCUUCCUCGUCGUGCCGGCUGCCUGGUGGUCGAGCAGGGGAACAGACGCGACGUCUUCUCUGUGCUCCGCCACGCCGCCUCACCUCUUUUCUGUAACGCGGACGAGCAAGAACUGAAAGCAACCGAGGACUCGGUUUCGCGAAUUAAGAAUAAAGAAACAGUAUCUGCGUGUAUCUCAGGCGCGCUGCCGCAUCGCAAAGAGAAGAGGACUGUUUUGUCUAUGAAUUUUAUUUUAUUUUAUUUUUAUUUUUUGCGGCGUUAUAGCCGUAGCCUGUUUAUCAAGGGCAUCGAUACGAUACUGUAAGCAUCAACGGUAACGCAUUCACGCAAAAGCGCUGAAAAUGCUCCAGUCCCUCACUAGCAAUUCGUGCGUUCGUUUGAUUCAGAGUAACAGAUCGGCGUGGUAUUUCUUAUUCUUGGUGUUGGGAUAUGUUCUGUAUCUGAUAUUCGGUGCCGUUGUCUUUUCCUCGGUGGAGCUGCCGUACGAGGAUCUCCUGCGACAAGACCUUAGGAACGCGAAACAGCAGUUUUUGCAGGAGAACAAGUGUUUGUCAGAAGAUCGCCUGGAGACGUUUCUAGCUAAAGCGCUCGAUGCCAGUAACUAUGGAGUUUCAAUUCUCAACAACGCGUCUGCGAACUGGAACUGGGACUUUACCUCGUCGCUGUUCUUCGCAAGCACAAUUCUGUCAACGACAGGGUAUGGGCACACCGCCCCUCUCUCAGAUGGAGGCAAGGCCUUCUGUAUCAUCUACUCGGUGAUUGGUAUCCCAUUCACCCUCCUCUUCCUCACGGCUGUGGUGCAAAGGAUCAUGGUCUUCAGUACACGGAGGCCCAUCAUGUAUGUGCACACUCGUUGGGGCCUGUCCAAACCCUUCGUGGCUCUGGUGCACGCCAACCUGCUGGCCGUCGUGGCAGUCUCCUGCUUCUUCCUCAUCCCUGCUGCCAUCUUCUCAGCGCUGGAGGGCGACUGGAACUUUCUGGAGUCCUUCUAUUUCUGCUUCAUCUCGCUGUCCACCAUCGGCCUUGGAGACUACGUCCCUGGGGAGGCGUUCAACCAGCGCUUCCGCGAGCUCUACAAACUGGGCAUUACUGUCUAUCUGUUGCUAGGCCUGAUCGCCAUGCUGGUGGUACUGGAGACCUUCUGUGAGCUGCAGCAGUUGAAGCAACUGCGCAAGAUGUUCUACCUGCAGAAGGAGAAGCCCGUGGACCGGCUGGCCAUCAUGGAUCACGACCAGCUGGCCUUCUCUGCCGUGGACCACACCGCAUCGCCCCAAGAGGAAAAGACCGAGCCCUUCGUCGACGUCCCCGUCCUGACCUCUCCGGGCGGCGACGAUCCCAUGAUUAGAUAAGCAGUUAAUCCCUUGUUGGCCACGCCCACUUCUGUGCUCGCAACACCAUGUAUGGCUGCUCUCCGGCUACUGCAUGCUGCUUAGUAGCUUGUCACAAAUGUGGUACUUUUCACAUUCCGCAACGUUCUUCUCUGUAAAAGCUGUAAACAAAGAAAACAAAGCAAACUAAAAACAAACAACCAACAACAACAAAAGCAGCAACCCUGGACCAACAUCAGCUAGUUUUUUGGCCAGCAAGACCAUUAUAUGCCCAGACCUCAGACCCUUGCUAGACCAGACUAUAAAGCUUUACCUUUUCACUUUAAACUUUGAGCUGUUAUAAUUCCUGCUCUCAAAAACUAAAAAAACAGACUGCAGUACAUGAAGCCAGGUUUCUUUUCAUAGGAAAAUGGAGAUACCUGCUACCCUUAUGUAGAUAUACAAUAAAAGCACCAAAAAAAAAAUGUAAUUGUAACAUAAAGGCAACCUCUAUUACACCUAAUUCUUAGCUUAGAACCACUAAGAUUUAAGUAAUCAUUGUGUGUUUACAUGAACACUUAAGUUUGGGUUCAGUAUAUUUCAGUUUACUGGAUUCAAAUCAUCAGUCAGUGUACAGUAUGCUGUGUUCUGUGUCCAUUGUUUCCAAAGUAGACUAGCCUUAGUAGACUAGCCAGGUAGGCUUCCACAGGCAUAAACAGACAGUUGAAUGAAGCUGACCAAAAAAAUGGAUUUUUGAACAGGGAAAGUAAAUGGUAUCAUGGUGGUAAAACUCUGUUAUCAAUCAUGUCACUGGGUGACCUCUCUUUUGGGUUAUAAGCUAUGAGUCUAUCGUGUUUAGGUACAAUCAACAGUUUCAGUGCAAUUAUUUUUCUAAAGGUCUGAGGUAAAGUUUCAGGAUAAGAGAAACAUAACUAAACUGAAACAUAACUUCUAAAAUGUGAUGUGAACUCAGAACUUGGCUGUUAUAGCUUAAAGAAAUGAAAGUAAUUGAAGAUACUUGUACCAUUGUUUACAAAUGUAUAUUUGUAAAUUCAUUUUACCUUGGACAAAGUGUAGAGAUAAAGGGAAUCUUUGUCAAUCUUCACAGAAUGCUGUUGCAGAAUGCUUGCCAAUUGUGUGAAAACUUUCAGGUGAAUAUUGUGAUGAAUUCAUAUCUGCUUUUAUUACCUUAGACUUAUCCAAUUUUCUGUGUGUUUUAUGUCACAGUUCACCGUAACCUCAAAUUAAGGGAUUAAGUUGUAAUGUAACAUUUAUUGUAAGAAUUACUGCCAGUGUUGGGGACUAGUUGUGUUACUAGUAACUAAGUUCUUAGGUCAGGCACACAUUCUAACAGCUUGUUUUGUUUUAACUGUUUCUGAUAAAUGUGUAGUUCAAUAGCAGUUAUGUUUUCGCAGUUGCAAAGUAGCUUGAUCCAUGUUAAUUGCUACAUGCGCUUGGUUUAAAUAAGGUGCCAGUUUUAUCAUAGGUUUUAUGUCGUAUGUCUGUUGUCCGGAGAUGUCCCAUGGUGAUGAAAUAGAUCAAUAUCUGUGUAUUUUUAACGGAUCAGUAUUGUCUACGUUGGAUCCAAUUAACUUCUAACAGUUUGUGUGUACAUAUUUACCUUGCUGAACUGCCAUAGUAGAUGUGAUGUAACUGAACAUAUCUUAUGGCAGUGAAGCAUGUUUAAAGUGAGGCAGCGGUUGCUACGUCGCCACCACAGCAUAACUUCUCUCCGAACUAACAUUUAAUUCAUGUAAAGGCAAAAAAAUAGCCUGUGCAGUCCAUUAAGUGAGUUUUGAAUUAUAUUACAAAAGAGUUUGGGACUUCUAAAGUGGGCCCGCAAAGCAUAUUUCAAUGGGAAUGAACUUGACAAACAAUACCUUUAUCACUUUGCUAAAGGUUGCUAAAAGUGAUUUUUUCAAAGACGAUUGAAUAGAAUAGAAACUGUGUGCUGUGUAAUAUGAGCCAUGCCAGCUAUAGCUAUCAAAUGCAGUCUAAUUCGCUCAUUUACACAGAGCCAAGCAUGCUGGGUGCUCGUUGUCCUCUGCAGUGUUCAAGGAGCAGUUCUGAGCAAGAAUGUGCAGUAUUUUUUAAAAACAUAUUGGACUUUCUAGAUCCACGAAGAGACUUACAUGUCUGUACUGGGAAACUAUUGUGUUUGUCUUACUAACUUUAAUACACUUGUUAUAUAUAUUAAAUAUUCAAAUUAAUUUUGAAUGAACUCAAAUAAGGAUCAGGGCCAAAGAAAAAAAAGAAAAAGAAAGCCUGAUUGGGACAUCUCUGUUUUAGGUGUUAAAAUUUCAUUCUGCUUGAACAGUCCCUUCACAGCAUCUAUUUGUUGUGCGCUCCCAUUACCAGACAUCGUCACAAAAGAAAAUUAUUUUGAUUGAGGUUAUCUAGAAAGCUCUUCUGUAAGCACGUUAGUUCUAGCACUGCUAACCGUUGGUCUGUAAAUUGUAAAUGGUGUGCUAUCUUACCUACGGCAAGGCACCACAGCACAGCAGCGAGCAGUAAGCAGCUUUGUUAGAAUACGUUUCAAUGGCUUUCCCAACACUGAUGACUAAUGCUUUGUACACAAGUCAGUCCCCAUAUUCAUCAUAUUGGCUGCAUGAGCUACAGAAUGCGUCUGAACUUUGUAUCAAUAAAACAUUUGUAUCGGUAUACAUUAAGUGAAAUGGGUUAUAGAUAUUAACAUUUUUAUUUAAUUGAAUAGUCUGUUUGUCUGUGUGAUUAGUGAACAAAUAAAUUACAAUAAAAAUG
Messenger RNA from Electrophorus electricus (electric eel), 4171 nucleotides. It is a transcript of the gene kcnk1b, whose product is annotated as potassium channel, subfamily K, member 1b. The record is from RefSeq and is a predicted model, not a curated record. Gene Ontology annotation, molecular function: potassium ion leak channel activity; outward rectifier potassium channel activity. Gene Ontology annotation, biological process: stabilization of membrane potential; potassium ion transmembrane transport. Gene Ontology annotation, cellular component: plasma membrane. Lineage: Eukaryota; Metazoa; Chordata; Actinopteri; Gymnotiformes; Gymnotidae.